Messenger RNA from Helianthus annuus (common sunflower), 1050 nucleotides. Its product is annotated as flavonol sulfotransferase-like. The coding region runs from base 1 to 1050 and encodes 349 amino acids. Gene Ontology annotation, biological process: sulfation. Gene Ontology annotation, molecular function: sulfotransferase activity. The transcript has a single exon. The record is from RefSeq and is a predicted model, not a curated record. Gene Ontology annotation, cellular component: cytoplasm. Lineage: Eukaryota; Viridiplantae; Streptophyta; Magnoliopsida; Asterales; Asteraceae.
AUGUCGAUGCCUAUAGCUUCUCAUGCUUUCUCUCUUCCAUCUUUACCUAAAUAUAGCAAUGAGGGUAACCACGAAACAGCAAAUAUGGCCCUCAUUUUCGAUCGAUACAAAGAUAGGCUUGCAACGCUUCCAAAGGAGAAAGGCUGGAUAACCGAAAACCUAUACAUGUACCAAGGCUUUUGGCAUCAGUCGAGUCGUAGAAUAUCAGUUGAAACCGUGAUGGCCUUACAAAGCACUUUCAAAGCUCAUCCAACUGAUAUCUACUUGGCCACACUACCAAAAUCCGGCACAACAUGGCUCAAGGCGCUUGUGUUUGCUUUGGUAAAUAGAAACCGCUAUAAAGACGACCGUUUUUCAACUCACCCUCUCCUUGUCUCUAGCCCCCAUAAUUGUUUACCUUUCAUUGAAACCGAAAUUUUUAGAAACACCCCUACGUAUGUAGAUUCACAUUCGCCACGCCUCUUUGCUACCCACAUACCUUACACUUCAUUACCUCAAUCCAUUCUUGAAUCUGGUUGUCGUUUAGUUUACUUAUGUAGAAACCCUAAAGAUGUGUUGGUCUCUAUGUUUCAUUUUGCAAAUAAGUUGAGAGACAAAUCACGUGGUCUAUUGACAUUUGAAGAGACGUUUGAGUUAUUUAGUAAAGGUAUCAUGCCGACCGGACCUUAUUGGGACCAUGUGAAAGGGUACCAUAAGGCCAGUUUAGAACACCCGGGAAAAGUUUUAUUCCUAACAUACGAAGAUAUGAAAAUAGACACCGUGAACAAUGUGAAGCGACUUGCAAGGUACUUGGGCUACCCCAUCACGGAAGAGGAAGAGGCCGAAGGCGCAGUUGAAGGAAUUGUUAAACUUUGUAGUUUCGAGAAUUUAAGCGAGGUUAAUAAGCAUGGGAACUUACGCGAGGAUAUACCUAAUGACGCGUUCUUUAGGGAAGGUAAAGUUGGAGAUUGGACCAACCAUCUAACCGAUGAAAUGAGUUCUAUUUUAGAUGAAAUCACUAAGGAAAAGUUUUAUGGGUUGGAUAUCACUUGGAACAAUCCAAUUUGUUAA